Molecule: messenger RNA, 1527 nt
Organism: Symbiodinium sp. CCMP2592
Lineage: Eukaryota; Dinophyceae; Suessiales; Symbiodiniaceae
Source: the annotation of a GenBank genome assembly
AUGGUGGCCAGGCAGCUCAGGGCCCUGGCGGGCCGCCCCGCUCACCUGACUCAUGAAUCCAACGCGUCUAUCAGGCUUCGGUUUGGCUGCGCAGAGCUGACGGAGGAUCUUCUUCAGGCUGCAACAAAGAAGCACAAGGAGCUUCAGGCACUUCGCCACUCACAGCCGGAUAACCUUGCGACGCGCGACAUUGCCUUGCAACAACUGGAGAUGGCCAUCUCCACAUUCCGACAGGUGGUACCAGUGGCACAACCGGUCCGAGAAGGAGUCGAAGGCAUCGGGUGCCCUUGUCCUGUCUGUGGGGUGUACUUCGACAGCCGUACCAGUGUGAAAAAGCACAUAGCCAUCAAGCACCCCGAACACAAAACUACAGACAUCACCUUCGAUCCAGCUGUGCACGCGCUAGGUGGGCUUCCGCAAUGCUCGGCCUGCAAGCAUAAAUUCCAGAGCUGGCAAGCACUCAAGAAUCACAUUCAAAAUGACAACUGUGCCGAGCUCGAAAGGGCCACUACUGCCACUGCGAGGACCCAGGAUGCCAGCGGACAAGAUGGACUGAGAAUCCCGCCUCACCGCAAUCCGCAGGUUGCGACCAUCAUUCGUGAGCAGGGCUGGGAAGCACUUGUUACCAGUCCGUUUGCCGAUGAACUGAGACAGCAUUGCUGCCUGUGCGCCAGAUGGAUUGUUGAUCCAACUGCCCUCAAACGCCACAUCAGCAAAGCACAUAAGCAGCUCUGGGCUCUGGCCUCGGCACAGAUAGAAGGCACCUGCGCUGUUUUCAAAUCUCGUCUCACGAGGGAUGGACUGAGUGCCACGACCAAGCGACCCCCGGCUACACCAAUGCAGGGGACGAAAGCGGAAGAGGAGGACUCCGAGACGCCGGGGACGCAGGGGAAAAGAAAGCGCACCCGCCGGGGAGGAGGAAGCAAUGGGAGCCGAGCAUCGGCCCCAAAUCAUCCGGUGAUGACCAAGGACAUGGGCAAAAUCAUUCAUCUCAUAUCCCGCAUCCUGACCCAGCACGAGGACAGCAUCAACGCGGCCAAGAUGGACCGAGGUUUCACGAUCUUCAUGGCCCAAACGGGGCCAGCGGGACUGUUGACCAACCUGUACCAGGCCAGCAUAGCUUGGAACAAACUCCGGGAGACCGAGCCCCAGAAGAUCACGCAACCCCCACGCAUCACGCUGCUCACCUUGAUGAUCGCAGAGCUCGGAGUGAGGCUUCAAAAUCUGGACCAACAGCCGGAGGCCAAGAAGCUAGCGCAGGGAAGGCUACUGUAUCAGAAGUGGGACGGGGAGAACAAGAAAUUGAUCCCAAACCCGACGAUGAACGGUCUGGAAAUCGAGGAGGUGAAGCAGAUGUUAAAGGAGAUGGAGCCGCUCAUCCUCGAGGACCUGCUCGAGAUCUCCCUCAGGCAUCCCGAGGCAAACCUGCUGUACCAGAACAUGGCAAAGUUGGCGGACAACGCAGUCUGGCAGCUUAUUGGGUGCCAGAUCCGAAAGGACGGCAUGCGUCGCCGGUACAAGAGCUGA